Molecule: messenger RNA, 2436 nt
Organism: Trypanosoma grayi
Lineage: Eukaryota; Euglenozoa; Kinetoplastea; Trypanosomatida; Trypanosomatidae
Product: putative AAA ATPase
Exons: 1
Coding region: 1-2436 (811 amino acids)
Molecular function (GO): ATP binding; ATP hydrolysis activity
Source: RefSeq, a predicted model, not a curated record
AUGACUACCGCACCCCUCUUUGCACUCACUGGCCGGGGAAAUGACCUGAAGCGUGCACGCGACUUGAUUGCAUCCAUCGGCGGCGUGCUGACUACAAAGGAGCAGGAGGCGGAUUUCCUCGUCGUAUUAAAGGGUGCGGGAAGGCGCAAGGUCGAAGAGUACUACCGCUGCGGAAAGAAAGCCGCAACAGCACCUGAUGCCACUGCUACUGCUGGUGGUGGUGGUGGCCGCCUGUUGCUGCUUGAAAUGCUAGAGGAGUGGAGCACUCAGGGGAAGCCACCACUGAGCCGCGUCAGUCUGGAGGAUGUGCAGGUAAUGAACUUAUUGGGCGCCGCAUCAGCAGCGCGUGGACGUCGCUCGUACGAAGUUCCCGAAGAGUUCUUGAAGCGUUCGCGCGUCACGUUGGAUCCGCAGGGAAAUGAGGUGGAUGAAUCCGAUAAUGCGGUGCUGCUUACACGGCAACCAAGGCCGCUGUCGUCCAAAUGUAGUGCUUCUGCUGCUGCUGCUGCUGCUACAGAGGGUGGUGGUGCGACUGUUGCUGUUCUUGGCACCCGACUACAGGCACGAUUGGCACAUCGGGCACUGUUGCUCGACGACGACACUCCGCCGCACAAAGCGACAGGAGGUGCGGCAAUAACCGAGUCGAAGGGCAACACUGUGAACCCGAUGCGGGCGGCAUUUCGCCAGCGGCCCAAGCCGGAGUGGGACACAUACUUCUCUGAUGGACCCAAGGACAGCAACGGCAACAAUGGCAACAACCACAACAGUAAGAGCAUCACUAGCAGCAGAGGUGGCCGUGUGGACCCUCACGCCAAGGGCAUCGCCGCUGCGGCGACACCGUCUCUUUCCUUGCGGUCGUCAACGAACCGAAUUUGUCCGCAGGGGAAGACCGGCGCAGAGACUGCCUUGGUGCCAGACAUCACGAAGCAGAAUAAGAACGGCGUUGAGAUGACCUUUGAUUUCGCAAAGGGCGGCCCACAGCGUCGCCCCACGGUGCCCUCGCAGAUCCGCAGUAGUAGUGGCAGCGGCGGCGUAAAGGACGCAGGGAAGGCCAACAUGAAGGGAAAGGAACAGAAACAACACCGACAGCAGUCCGGUCCCGUGGACGGGGCCACGUGCACAACAACUGGGCCCGCCGCGCGGGUAGAGCGCCGUGACCCGCGGCCGCUGAAGAAGUCUCGCAGUGACGCAACGGCUCGGCGGCCGGGAAGCGGUCUCCUCGCAGGCGAUGGGACAUUCGGCACCCCGCCGCCGCUCCCACCUCGCCCACAUGAGUCCGCCAGCGCGCGGCCCUCCACCUCGACGACUAAUACAACGUCGACUACGGCGGCGCCUGCUGGUCGAGCGACAACCACACCGGGCUCGCGUUUUGCGAAGCUCUCUUCGUCGUCGUCUGCCAAUGCUGGUGGUGGUGGUGGUGGUGGUGGUGGUGGUGCUGUUGCUUCUUCUUCACGCACAACUGGCUCUGAUUCGCUUCUACUGCGUGUGCGCAAGAGUGCGUACUGCAAGGGUAUUCCCGAGGAGACGUGCGUGACCGUACUACAGCAGGUGGUGGACCGUGCGUGUCCCGUGAGCUUUAACGGCAUUGCCGGCCUCGAGGUAUGCAAGCGCAUUCUCCAAGAGGCAAUCAUUCUCCCCGCGAAGUGCCCACAGCUCUUCACGGGUCUGAGACGGCCGUGCACGGGUCUUCUGCUAUUUGGUCCCCCUGGCAACGGCAAGACCCUGCUUGCCAACGCCGUGGCAAAGGAGUGCAACACAACCUUCUUCAGCAUCUCCGCCGCCGCCAUCACCAGCAAGUGGGUUGGGGAAAGCGAGAAGAUGGUGCGGGCGCUAUUUGCUGUUGCGCGUGCCCUCGCGCCCAGCACAAUCUUCGUGGACGAGAUUGACGCGUUGCUACAGGCGCGCGGCAGUCAGCACGAGGGCGAGGGUUCGCGUCGCAUCAAGACGGAGUUCCUCGUGCAGAUGGACGGCGCCGGCAAUGACACACACGAGGCACGCGUCUUAGUCAUGGGCGCAACAAAUCGACCUUUUGAUCUUGAUGAGGCGAUCAUUCGCCGCUUCCCGAAGCGUGUGCUGGUGCCGCUGCCUGACGCUCCCGCGCGGGAGCAGAUACUCCGCUCUUUGCUCAACACGGAGGAGACGCCCAACAACUUCACCCCCGAUGCAUGGCAGCGCAUUGUUGCCAUCACGGAGGGGUACAGUGGACACGAUCUGCGGCAGCUAUGCGAGGAGGCGGCGAUGAUUCCUGUUCGCGAGCUCCUCGCAGAGAAGCUUCGGAGCGGAGAAGACUUGACCGCGGAGGCGUACCACCACGACCUGCUGCGGCCCCUCACUUUGGAGGAUGUGGAGGCCUGCGUGAAGGCACGCCACCCCAGCUGCUGCCCCAAGCAACUGACGGCGCUGGUGGAGUGGAGCAACACAUACGGGUCCAAGUAG